AACAUUCCACCUUACUACAGAAUCGUAACAUACAGUGUAGAAAGUAACCCCACAUGCGCUAAAGCCUUCUCCGUCAGCUGAAUUUCGCCGGUGUGGAACAACAGUUAUGAAACUAAAACGAAGUAAACGAAAAAAUGCCGAGCCGGCUGACUCUGAGAAGGUGGACACAGAAAUGUACGAUUCCAUGGGAACUGAAGGAGCCGAAAACACAGAGCGUGGUAAUUGGACAGGAAAGUUGGAUUUUAUAUUGUCCUUGAUAGGAUAUGCUGUUGGUUUGGGCAAUUUGUGGCGGUUUCCUGCACUGUGUUACCGGAAUGGCGGGGGUGCAUUUCUCAUCCCGUAUCUUACCGCCAUGUUGCUUUGUGGCAUGACAUUAUUUUUCAUGGAGGUAGCAUGGGGACAGUUUUGCAGUGAGGGACCAAUAACAGCCUGGAAACUGUGUCCUUUGUUUAAAGGUGCCGGCGCUGCCAUGGUUGUAAUAUCAUUUAUAACCACUAUUUACUAUAAUGUUAUUAUCUGCUACACGGUGUACUAUCUUUUUUCUUCAUUCACGUCCACCGUGCCUUGGGCAGGAUGUGACAACUGGUGGAAUACCGAUGCUUGCUCUACGCUCGGCAGCACUAUCAACGAUACGAUAAACAAUAUAACACGGGUUAGUCCUGCCCAGGAAUUCUGGUCGAACAACGUUCUUAAUAUCAGCGAUGGGAUCGACAAUUUGGGCAAUAUACAAUGGAAACUAGCACUAUGUUUGUUGUUUUCGUGGAUUGUAGUAUUCUUGUGUCUUAUGAAAGGAGUGAAGUCUUCUGGACGGGUGGUAUAUUUCACGGCAACGUUCCCGUAUGUAGUGAUUACCAUUUUGCUGAUUCGUGGAGUCACCCUACCAGGUUCAUUGAAUGGAUUAAAGUUUUUCCUGAUUCCAAAAUGGGAGGCGUUAUUAAUACCAAAGGUAUGGGGAGAUGCGUUUUCCCAAAUUUUCUACUCACUGGGACCAGCUUGGGGAGGCUUACUCACUAUGGCAAGUUACAAUCGAUUCCACCAUAACUGUUUCCGGGAUGCCCUCAUUGUACCGCUUGUGAAUUCUGGUACUAGUAUCUAUGGAGGAUUGGCGAUAUUUUCAAUCGUUGGUUUUAUGUCACAUGAGUUGGAUCAACCAAUUGACUCGGUCGUUACAUCAGGUCCCGGUUUGGCGUUUGUAGCAUACCCAGAGGCCUUGGCUCGUAUACCGCUAGCUCCGUUAUGGUCAAUUCUUUUCUUCUUUAUGUUGUUUACGUUAGGACUUGACAGCCAGUUCGGUAUGGUAGAAGGUGUGUGCAGCGCCCUCACCGAUAUGUUCCCCGGUUUGCUCAGAAAAAGAAAGACUAUCUUCAUGUUAUGUCUCAGUAUCGGAUGUUUUCUUUUAGGAUUACCACUUGUCACUAAGGGAGGUAUAUAUCUACUUACAAUCAUGGAUUGGUACACCGGAGUAAUCUCUCUUUUUGUCGUAUCGCUCGUAGAAUGCCUGGUGAUUGGCUGGAUAUACGGUGGCAGUCAGUUCUAUGAUGACAUUGCUAUGAUGUUAGGAUCACGACCUAAUCUGUGGUGGAGAUUGUGUUGGCAAGGUAUCACUCCGCUCUCCAUAUGUUUUAUCAUCAUAAUGACCUAUAUUGACUACGUACCUGUGUACUAUAAUGAUUACGUAUACCCACCAGCGGGUGAAGUGAUUGGAUGGCUGUGUGCAUCUGCAUCGUUGAUAAUGAUACCCUUAUUCAUGGUUAUCGAAUACUAUGUUAAUGGAACAGGGGACGGAUUUAUCGAGCGUUUGGCGUCACGUCUGAAACCCACAGAGGACUGGGGUCCUUCGCUAGCUGUAUAUCGCACCGGCAAAUACGCUCCAGAGAAAGAGAUACUGGAAAAUGGUCACGUGAUUUCAACUGUAUCUGAAAUUUGUGACAUCAAGUAUUCUCCGAACGGUUAUUACAACCCAAUUUCACUUGAGACGUGUGUAUGAAUGUUGAAUUGUACUAAUUUGCAUAUAUAUUUGUACGUCAGGACAUUUUGAACCAGCGCCCUAAUACCAUCAUUGAUUAUUUGUCUAUCUAAUUGAAUAUUCAUUCUGGUCAUUCAAUACCGACGUUGUUAUAUAUCAGUAUAUCGUGUAUUUGGCUUCAUAUAUGUUUAAAGUUCUAAUUAAUUAUCGCUGCCAUUUGAUUCGUUCUUUUUAACGUAAUAACAAGUUCAAACUUUUAUCCAGUAGAGAAACAUUACACAACACAACACUACACUACACUACACUUUACUACACUGCACUACACUGCACUACACUGCACUACACUACACUACACUACACUACACUACACUACACUACACUACACUACACUACACUACACUACACUACACUACACUACACUGAAAGUUUGUAACCUUCGAAAGGUUUAAGUACACAGUUUAAUCAACUUGUCAGAUUGAAGGUGGCGUUUCGAUGCCAUGAAUGUUGUAGCAACUGUGGUAACAUAUUAACAAUAAAGGAAACAAUUAAGUAGUACAAAUGAAAUUAAAUUCUAGUUUCGAAUAUUAUCAUCAUACGUA
Molecule: messenger RNA, 2565 nt
Organism: Saccoglossus kowalevskii
Lineage: Eukaryota; Metazoa; Hemichordata; Enteropneusta; Harrimaniidae
Product: sodium- and chloride-dependent glycine transporter 1-like
Biological process (GO): nitrogen compound transport; amino acid import across plasma membrane; sodium ion transmembrane transport
Cellular component (GO): plasma membrane
Molecular function (GO): amino acid:sodium symporter activity
Source: RefSeq, a predicted model, not a curated record